GGUGGCGGUGAGGAUUAAGCUGGCCCACCGUCAAACUGCAAUACUUCCCCCAAAUCACCAAAACCUCAGCUUUCUCUCAUCUCUCUAAAUCUCCGUCUCUCUCCUCGGGAUUCAUCCGCCUCUAACCAUGUCCGAGGCUGCAAAAACCCCUACGGUCGCUAAAGAAGAGGAGAAAUCUGACGCAGCUGCGAGCAAAGCUCCUGCUGAAUCAGCUUCUUCGGAACCAUCAUCUGGACAGAGAAGGACAACCCCUGCAAUCCCUCAUCCAAUUCCUGGAAUGCCAGAUUCAUUCGACUUCUCAGCUAUGUCAGGACUGCUAAAUGACCCAAGCAUUAAGGAAUUAGCGGAACAGAUAGCAAAAGAUCCUUCAUUUAAUCAGAUGGCUGAACAACUUCAGAAAACCUUUCAAGGUGCUCCUGCAGUUGAAGAGAGUGGUCCCAACUUUGAUCCACAACAAUAUUAUUCGACAAUGCAGCAAGUGAUGCAAAAUCCUCAAUUCAUGACUAUGGCUGAAAAACUGGGUAGUGCAUUGAUGCAGGACCCAGCCAUGUCUGGCAUGCUUGAGAGUUUAACUAACCCAACAAAUAAAGAACAGCUUGAAGAGCGAAUGGCUAAAAUCAAAGAUGAUCCAUCAUUGAAGCCUAUUUUGGAUGAGAUCGAGAAUGGUGGUCCUGCAGCUAUGAUGAGGUACUGGAACGACAAAGAUGUUCUCCAGAAGUUGGGUGAAGCCAUGGGAUUUGCUGUUGGUGGUGAAGGUGGUGCAUCCGGCGUUGAUGCUGCUGUUGAAGAAGACGAAGAGGAAGGAAAUGAUGAGGAAUCUAUAGUUCACCACACUGCUAGCGUUGGCGAUGUGGAGGGCCUGAAGAAAGCUCUGGCUGAUGGUGCUAAUAAGGACGAAGAAGAUUCCGAGGGAAGGACAGCAUUGCAUUUUGCAUGUGGUUAUGGCGAGGUUAAGUGCGCCCAACUUCUUCUGGAGGCUUAUGCGAAGGUGGACGCCUUGGAUAAGAAUAAGAACACUCCUCUUCAUUAUGCUGCCGGCUAUGGCAGAAAGGAGUGCGUGGAGCUUCUGUUGAAGAAUGGCGCUGCUGUCACGCUCCAAAACUUGGAUGGUAAGACGCCCAUUGAGGUUGCUAAAUUAAACAACCAGAACGAGGUGCUGGCCUUGCUCGAGAAAGAUGCAUUUCUAUAAGCUGAGAUGCUCGGAAGCAGUUGUGCACGCUCUCGUGCAUCAUGGUGAGUCUACAAGCGCGGGUGUGCUACUCUCAGUUCGUAUUUGGUGAUGUUUGUUCGUCGAUGUAUCCAGCAUCUUUUAUUUGUUUGCAUGAAACUGUCUCUCAGAGUUGAUACACACUGCGCCAUUUGAAGCAGUGAUUUAGAAGCUUGCCAUGUUUUCUAUUGAAAAGUUGGAUCUUGGUGUUUGUAAGCUUUUAAUUUAAUAUAUCAUCCAAAAUUUUCAUA
Molecule: messenger RNA, 1458 nt
Organism: Salvia hispanica
Lineage: Eukaryota; Viridiplantae; Streptophyta; Magnoliopsida; Lamiales; Lamiaceae
Product: ankyrin repeat domain-containing protein 2B-like
Molecular function (GO): protein binding
Source: RefSeq, a predicted model, not a curated record